AUGGAGAUGGAAGAUAGCGAUAGGUUGAGGGCCAACAUAGACGUCAAUAUGCUGCUGUCUCCCUCCCCUAACAGCUUGUCAUCGUGCCAGCCGCCACCUAAAAAGCUGAGCAUCAUGGUUCCAGCCUGCGUUGUCGACGCAACUGCAUUAAAUGGACGAGGUCACGGCAGCAAACACAUAUCGUGGGCGGAUGGCAGCGGCAUGGAGUGCUCUGCGACAUGUUCGUCGUCGGCACCACCUCCACAACCCACACGUCGACGCCGCUCGAGGCAGUUCUUCGCGCCGCCAACCCCCUCACCCAUCAACUUCAACGGCGCUGGUCCAGCCCACACCACAGGCCGCAAGAACCACGAUCCAAUGACCAAGACUGACCUGACUCUCCCUGUUCUCAGCCCCGUCGCCCAGUCCGCUUCGGCCGAAAACUCGCCCUUACAUCCUUAUAUGCCAGGCCAGCCCAAGUCUCUCGCCGGCAUUGCUAUGCGCGCUUUCUGCCUGGGCUCCGUCCUGGCAGUUUCUGUUGUAUCUACCACAUCUAUCCUGCUUCUGACCUCAAGCCCAAUGUGGCGCCUCCCCUUCUUUGCCGGCGCCCUGGCAACACACCACUUCCUCGAGUUUUGGACCACCGCUGCCUACAACACUCCGGCGGCCAAUGUCGACAGCUACCUCUUGACAGCCAACUGGCCCAUGCAGACCAUUGCAUACGCAUUCGCCGCACUCGAGUGUCUGCUGGUUUGCAUCGUAUUUCCGAGUCGCGCCUGGGCCCCAAUGCACACAGGCCCGCUGCUGCUGCUUUUGGGCCUCGUCCUCACGGCAGUCGGUCAGCUCAUCCGCUCUGCAGCCAUGAUUCAGGCCGGCCUGUCUUUUAAUCACAUCGUCCAGCAGGCUAGGGGUCCGCAGCACCAUCUUGUCACGACAGGAAUUUAUGCCAAACUCCGUCACCCGAGUUACUUUGGUUACUUCUACUGGGCUCUGGGUUCACAGCUCGUGCUGGGAAAUCUCGUUAGCACAAUUGCAUACAGCUUUGUCUUGUACCGUUUCUUCUCACGAAGGAUUCGGCACGAAGAGGAGACCCUUGUGAGGUUCUUCGGAGAGGAGUACAAUGAUUACAAGAGGACUGUUGGCACAAAGAUUCCUUUUAUACCAUGA
Molecule: messenger RNA, 1146 nt
Organism: Pyricularia grisea
Lineage: Eukaryota; Fungi; Ascomycota; Sordariomycetes; Magnaporthales; Pyriculariaceae
Exons: 1
Coding region: 1-1146 (381 amino acids)
Biological process (GO): C-terminal protein methylation
Cellular component (GO): membrane; endoplasmic reticulum
Molecular function (GO): protein C-terminal S-isoprenylcysteine carboxyl O-methyltransferase activity
Source: RefSeq, a predicted model, not a curated record